GGUAGCCAUCAUACUCGUCAUUAGAUCAACUAAUCUGUCAAUUUUACUUUCCAGGUUGCUGUUAUUGGCAGGGGCAAUUGCGCUCCUUUGUUGUUCAACCAUUAUGUUGAUCAGCUGAUCAAGUUUUCGGCUGAGGUCAUCUCGCGGGUAUGCAGUUCGCGGUGAGCUGCGGCUGCGGCUCCUGUGUUGCUGGCGCGCUUCUGCAGGAUGUGCUAUCACUUGCCGAGUUUCUCGCUCCUGAUAAUGCUGGUGGCGCUGAGGCGGCUGAUUGUUGUGCUGCAAUCUCGAAUCAUGUUGAGGCUGCUGUCGAGUUGUUUGGCGCUGUGCGGUCUGCUUCUGCUUUCGGGAGCGCUCAUCUGGCAGGCCAGUUUUAAGGGCGGCUGCAUAGCUGCUUGCAGCUUGAGGCAUUGGCUGCUGGUGUUGCACUUGCUGACGGAAUGGGUUGUGCUGCGGCUGCUUCUGCUGCUCAGAGGGCCGCUGUGGUUGCUGCUGUUGUGCCUGCUGGCCCUGAACAACUGGAGGCCGAAGCGGUUGCUGCUUUGGUCGUCCCUGUUGCCUACCAGAGCUAAUUGGAAUGCAUUGUUUUUGAAGAAGAUGCAGCCCCUGUAACUAGCAGCAUGUGGGCCCUUACAAUUAGCACAUUUCGCUUCUGCACUAGGCGCCUUUUCACAGAGUGUUGAUGGGUGCUCUUGUCCGCACUUUACGCAUCUAAAUAUGCGGCGACAGUAAUUUUUUGUGUGUCCAAUCUGUUGGCAACGGUGGCACUGCACAACAUCCGUAUUUCUUAUUGGCUUUUCGACUUUGACUCGCUGGCCUCCCAGGACUGUUAAGUCGAAAAUUUCGUUAUUGUUCUUUUUAGGCUCAAGCUCAACUUGAAAGAGAUCAAGAGGCUCGCCAGAGAAACGCUUCUUGAUAACAUUUACAAAUCGAACGUUGUGUCCCUUGUCACUAAGCUUCUGCUUGAUCCAGUCAUUAGGAGUAGCUCGGUGAAGGUGUCUAAUUACUACUCUGAAGCCACGGUCACUGCUCAGUUGGUAAGUAUGGGACUCAACACUACAUUCU
Drosophila novamexicana is the source of this 1062-nucleotide messenger RNA. RefSeq lists its product as uncharacterized. The transcript has 2 exons. The record is from RefSeq and is a predicted model, not a curated record. Bases 208 to 609 code for a protein of 133 amino acids. Lineage: Eukaryota; Metazoa; Arthropoda; Insecta; Diptera; Drosophilidae.